CCACACUUCGGUAGAUUAUGGGAAGCGGCUGUUAAGUCUGUGAAGCAUCACCUGAGACGUGUACUUUCACUUACUCAUUUAACAUAUGAAGAGAUGUGUACAUGUCUUAUUCAAAUAGAAGGUAUCCUAAAUUCUAGACUAUUAACAACUCUUUCCUCUGAUCCAUCCAAUUUUACAUGUUUGACUCCUGCUCACUUCCUCAUAGGACGAACACUAUUAUCUGUCACUCGACUUGACGUCGCAGAUGCGAACAUCAAUCAUCUGCAACGCUAUGAGAGGAUCGAGAAACUCAAGCAACAUUUUUGGAUACGGUUCUCAUCCGAGUAUAUUUCUCUCCUCCAGCAGAAGUCCAAGUGGAGAACUUCGAGCGACAGCUUGCAGCUCGGUGCUUUGGUGCUGGUUCGCAACAGGAGCUAGCCCCCUCUUUUAUGGCAGUUGGGUCGCGUUACCAAGCUGCAUACAGGCCCAGACAACAUUUGCCGGGUUGCUGAAGUCAAGACGAAGAAGGGUGUCAUCCAGCGGGCCUACAACAACAUUUGUCCACUUCCCACCAUUUCAAGUUGAAGUCGGCCACCUUCAACUUGGCCCGAGCAUUAUGUUGCGGCUGCACCGCAACGGGACGCGCGGCUCGCAUUCUCCUAGCUGCGCUGGCGCAUGCGCCUUAUGCGCGAGCG
Messenger RNA from Aricia agestis (brown argus), 674 nucleotides. RefSeq lists its product as uncharacterized. Gene Ontology annotation, molecular function: nucleic acid binding. The record is from RefSeq and is a predicted model, not a curated record. Lineage: Eukaryota; Metazoa; Arthropoda; Insecta; Lepidoptera; Lycaenidae.